Messenger RNA from Dicrocoelium dendriticum, 1448 nucleotides. The record is from the annotation of a GenBank genome assembly. Lineage: Eukaryota; Metazoa; Platyhelminthes; Trematoda; Plagiorchiida; Dicrocoeliidae.
CUCUCUGGCGCGGAAAAUAUCUUGGGUUUUUUCUCGUUUUCGAGCUCUUUCCAUGAAUGAACCAUCUUCCAAAGCUUUAUUGGGGAAUUUCCAGCCCGAGAUUUACGGAUUAAGCAAAGAUUUUCGAUUGACACGGUUUACUGUACUGAAGGGAUGAGGUUGCAAGGUUCCUCAAGCAGAAUUGAAAAAGCUGCUUGAGGGACUGGAUUGCCCUCGCUCCAUCGCCGGAUUCGGCGACACCCCCUUGAUGUCUGUAGAAUUAGAUUGUUGUGUUCUUCCUUUGCGUAAUAAUUUCAAGUUAAUACAAACAACUGACUUUUUCUAUCCUCUAAUUGAUGAUCCUUACACCAUGGGUUGGAUAACAUGUUGCAAUGUGCUCAGUGAUCUGUACGCAAUGGGUGUCGUGCAUUGCGACAACAUGCUCCUUUUGUUGGGUGUUGCUCAGGAGAUGACUUCACAGGAGAGAAACGUAGUCAUCCCUAUUCUUAUGCAAGGAUUUCGAGACUGCGCGCUUGAGGCCGGGACUUAUAUCCGUGGUGGUCAAACUGUUCAUAGUCCGUGGUUGAUGAUGGGUGGCGUGGCCACCUCAGUGUGCAUGGAUUCGGAAUACAUCAUGCCGAACCAAGCCAAACAAGGUGAUAAGCUGGUUCUGACCAAGCCUCUUGGCACCCAAGUAGCCGUAAACGUCCACCAAUGGAUGCUCGAUAAUCACCCCUUCUGGCGUGAGACGUUGCAAAAUGUUACCACACCUGAUGAAGUGAAAAGUCUAUACCAGGCCGCUACCAGGUCGAUGGCCCAUUUAAACAAGACAGCCGCCGAGCUGAUGCACAAGUAUGGGGCACACGGUUGUACUGAUGUCACCGGCUUUGGUCUGGUCGGGCACGCAGACAAUCUGGCGAAAUUUCAGGCUAACUCUAACAUAUCCUUUCGAAUUCAUACUCUUCCGUAUUUGGCCAAUUCUGGGCUUUAUUCCAAGUCGCUAAACGACCGAUUCAAAAUUUCCAGAGGCUUGUGUCCGGAAACCUCAGGUGGCCUCCUUAUCAUCCUUUCACCUGAGUCGGCCGAGGCGUUUUGUGAAGAGCUCACACAGCUGGAGAAUUGUCCUGCUUGGAUCGUCGGCGAAGUUGUGGAUGCCGAAACCAAGAGUGCGUUUCUUGUUCCCGAGCCCAACUUGCUUGAAGUGGCGCACUCGCAGAUCGGUGCACCCAGGCGAACAGCACAAAAUUAACUGCUCGUUGCAGCAUUUAUCCAUCCCAUCUUAAUCGUUUUUGACCUAUUUUGUAACACUUUUGCGGUUGUACUUAUGACGCUGGUGGCGGAAACUCUUAAGCGUCAUCAUGCCGAUGCUUGUACCAACCGUAUUGCGGCGAAAAUUACAUUCCCUUUCUGUUGAUACGCCUCAGUAUGGGCACACCACUGAGUUUGAAAACAUUCACGGAAUUAAUGGG